Phasianus colchicus (ring-necked pheasant) is the source of this 13114-nucleotide messenger RNA. It is a transcript of the gene MAPK1, whose product is annotated as mitogen-activated protein kinase 1. The record is from RefSeq and is a predicted model, not a curated record. NCBI's taxonomy places the organism in Eukaryota, Metazoa, Chordata, Aves, Galliformes, Phasianidae. Gene Ontology annotation, biological process: protein phosphorylation. Gene Ontology annotation, molecular function: MAP kinase activity; ATP binding.
CGCGGCGGGAAGGCGGCGAUCCGCGCGCGUUGCUCCGGGUAGCGGCGACCCGAAGGAGCUCCGUGCGAGCCGCGAAGCGCUGGGGAGCCAUCGCGAGAUUUUGGCGGUGCUGUAGCAGCCCCGACGCGCCGGGCCGAGCCGCGAUGCCGCCGUUGCCCAUCUGGCGCGCGGUGAGCGCGCGGCGCUGCUGGGGCUGCGCGGCUCGGACGGGUGGGAAACUUCUCUCCUCGUUCGCCGACUCGUCACGGCGCUGCCGCUGUUUUUCGAGGCGUUGUUUGGCCGGAGGUGCUGCGUGACACCCGCGGGCUGUGACGGGGUGGAAGCUGUAGCAGCGUUGCUUUCUGUCUCUGACGUUUAAUUUUUUGUGAGCCACGGUGUCUUUCUCAGCAGAGGCGCCUCGCAGCCGCCAGCUGCACGCUGUGGAUCGGCAGGUCGCUUCGUACUGCGGAGAUGCGCUGGCCUGCCGCGGUGAGGCCGCGCUGUGUGGCGGUGGGAGCCCGCGGGGACGCGGACAAACGUCUGCCAAAAAGCUUGGAGCUGCGGCCUUCGCUUUUCUGUUGUGGGAGGAAGCUCCAACACACAAAGCAAAGCUCCCGUUGAUGGUGUAAAAAUAACCUUGUUAUUGGUUUAGUGCUGGGAGUCACAACAACGGCCAGUGCAGAGCUCGUCUUACAGAUUUUGUUGUUGUGUGCUUUUAUCGUCUGAGCUGGGACGGCUGAAGCAGCGCCGGCAGCCCCGGCAGGCUGCUUUGUCCUUGCAGACUGACUUAGGCAGGUACGUGGGAACAGAGCUCGUGUCGGCGGGGUGAUGGAGGUGGUGGCUCAGCCGCUGUGCUAACGCUAAAUAUUUCACCACCGAGCAAAGAUUGCACGGCGCAGUGCGGUGGCAGCUGAUGCCCUUUUUUGGCGUCACUGUACUUGGGAGCAGACAGGGGGAAACCGGGUCCUUUCUUCCCCUCUGCACGGUGUGUCAUUCCCUUCUGUUACGGAAGGGUUUCCUCUCUGUCACUGGAAUGUUAUCUUUUGUUUUAAAACUUACCGUAUUAAAUGAUAUCUGCUUCAAAUACUAUCCGUAUUUCUUAACAAAAAAUUAUGAAUCUCCAGUUUAGUUGAGAUGUGCGUUUGGCUCCUUUGUUUUCUCCUCUAAAGCUGUUAAUGUGAGAUACUGAAUGUGAUGCAUUGUGCUCUAAUUAUCAUCUUCUGCCUUGGGUGUGAAAUGGCAGGGAACAAAGUCUCAGUUUAUGCUGUGUACUUGACAAGGGAGGUGUUGGAUGCACAUGUUCCAGCUGAAUGCCAUAGCAACUGUAAUGCGUUGUAGCGCAGCACACUACUUUGGUUAAGUAACAGUGCUUAUUGAGCAGCAGAGGUAGAGCUUAUGCAGAUUUGUACUGCGUGUCACUGAUCUUGCUUUGACUGCUAAUGCAGUGAAGAUGUGCAGAGCAUCUCCCUUCGGGGCGGGGGUGGCAGAGGGCAAGCCACCAGGGUGCAGGUGGAGACAGCUCUUGCUGUUGCAAAAACCAUUCAGAUUUGUACUUUUAACAAAGGACAGCUGGGCAAGCAUUAAGACUUUAGGCCAUCAGCUAAUGUGUAUGAGACAGAAGGUGCUGGUUAUUUCUAAAUGCCUUGUGCUGUAAGGCUUGUUAUAUGCAAAAUGGGUGACUUAAAUCUUAGAAUCCCUCCCUCCCUUAUUUUUCAAAGUGUUAUGUUUCCACAACAUUGAAUUAAGGAGUUUAUCUUAAAAAAAAAAAAAAAAAAAAAAUCUUGCUGGGAGUUAAGUGGUUAAUAAGUGGGUAUAUAAGUAUAUAGGAAUAUAAUAAGUGGUUGAUAAGUGAGCAUCCCUUUCCAAACUUUUGUUUUUCACUUUUCUUGCAUGUGGAACCAGGGAAUGAGCACCAUGCUCAUUCUACUGAAAUCCUCAGCACUUUGCAGGACUGUAGGACAUGAAAUAACAAAUACGGGGGUUGUUGGCCUGGGGUCAGCCAGUACUGGCUGCAGCUGGAAGCUGCAGAGCUCUCAGGUGCAGUGUGAUGGGUCUGGAAGCUGCCCCUUCCUCACCAGGUGCUGGUGGGCAGCCUGCCCUUAAAGCCACUGGCUGUACUGAGCCCUGAAUUUCCAGCAGGAGUUGUUCUCCAUCCAUGUGGUCAGUGCUAAUUUGGCAAGAUGAUUGUCUGAUAGUCUAAAACAAGUCGUUUUUGGAAGGAAAUGGUUAAUGGGAAUCUGAUGACAGGCUUCUGUUUUGUAUUGUUGCUUGGAACUCUUCUUGCCAUCACGCUUAUGUAAAUGUGAAGCGUUAUCACUGCUGCAAACUGUGCAUAUAAAUCAUAAGGUGAAUGGAAAGUGGAAAGAAGAUGGUUUUGAAGCUCACAUCAUGUGUUUCUUGACCUAAACUUUACACUGUUGCUAGAAGGAUGUACUUACUGUUUUCUUUCCAGUCUGUCUGAGUUAGGCAUGGGCGGUGCCUGCGUUCCCCGGUGAGGCCACACUGGUGAUAUGGGGCAGAGGCGGCCUUUCUUUGGUUCUGUUAAUUAUCCAUUGAUCUGGAGAGAAUUACGCUGUGUUGAUGGAGAGAGUGCAGAGUUCAGCGUCCUCCUUUAUAAGUGCUUUUAGGGAGCACAGGUUGCAUAUAGGUGUUGCUACCUGUUAACUAGUGUGUUCUGCUCUCUGAUAAGCAGGGAGCUAAUAGGCGUUGCCCUGAUACCUCCUCAUCAGUGCAUGGAUCAGAGCGGAGGUUUGGAGGUGUAAUGGGUGGAGAGUGUCAGUCCCCUCUCUCUGGCAGCAGCCUCCUGCAAUGGGAUGGUCUGUGCUGCAGGUGGGGGUUGGCAGCAGCAUCUCCUGUUCUGCCCUGUGGGUUUGGGGAGGGGAGGUGCCUUGUCUUGGCUGCCAAAAGCAAUGGCUUAGGGCUUGGAGAGUGCAGCUCAGGGACACUGCAUUCCGUAAAUAAAUACAGGUUUUCAUAACAUGGCAUGCCCCAGCCCACAGGCACAGAUACCUUGUGGGUUUUUUCCCGUUACGUAUGAAGGAAAUAAUGCUGUUGUGCUCACAUUAGCUGUGUGUGGUUGCAUCGCUGUCUCCUGUACUCCUGCAUGAGGAUCUGGGACCUAUUGCCGGGCCUCCAUCGUUUGGCACAUGGUGAAGAUCUUACCAGAUGAGAAAUUUCUGCAAGGUUCUUAAAAAUCUGUACUUUACCAUAGCAGAACAAUGCUCUGUGUUUAUCUGAGGGGGGAGGGUUUAGACAAGAGAUCACUCUGCUGCAGACAUGGGUGGGCCUGUUGGCAGCUGUGGCACAGAAGUAUGCCCAUAGGAUGGCAGGGCCCAGCUUCGGCACACUGCUCCUGGGGAGGGAUGGCUGCUGGGCAUCUGGGGCUGGGGUCCUUCUCUUGUGUUGUGGUAGUGUUCAGCUGUGAUCCAGAAAGGAAAUUAACUGAUCCCUUUGAUGUUUGAUAUUUUGAUGUCUUGUUGUGCAGCAGUUCAUGGAACAGAGUGGGUCGGGAGGCAUUGGUCACCCAGCCUCUGCUCACUGGAAGGCUCCUGCAUCCAUCCAGCAGCGCAGGUUGCCUGCUCAUAAUUUCCAGUAUCUGCAGAUGGAGGUUUCACCUUUUCUCUGGGCAGCUCCUCACACCUAAUCAGCUGCCAGGUGAAACUUCUGCAUUGAGAAACAUGAGAAUUUCCCUUGCUGCAGCUUGUCACUGUAACCUCUUGUCACUUUUUAACCUCUGAAAGAGCCCAGACCCUGCAGUGCAUCCCUGCUCUGUGGGGCAGGUGGGUCCCUGUGGCUGUGCCUGGUGGUGUGCGGGGUGAGGAGUGCUGUGAUGCAGCACGUGUCUGUGCCCGGGGUGGGAUUCUUCAAGUAACAUCCGCAAAAGCCCUGUUGACUGCUUUCAAUGGUACUGAAGUUUGGGUUUCCAGAUUGCUCAGGUGAAGCUUGUGGAGGCACAGCUGUCUUGGAGAAUUACUGUGCUGUAAUGCAGAAUGAAGUGAGCAGCAUAUGUGGAGUGGUGUGUAGUCUGUUCUGAGUGAUGGGUGGGCACUGUGUUGAGCUGUGUCUCUCUAGCUGCCUCACGCAGCAGCACCCAAAAUCCAACACAAGUUCUGCUGAGGGAAAAACCACUUCUCUUGGGGGUUAUUCUUUUGUAUUUUAAUGUAAUUUUCAUAAAAGAGUGGAGUGUUCGGAGGUGAUUAGAAUGCAAAUGAGAGUUUUUGUUACAUAGUAGAAAGUGUUCAUCUGUGUUGUGGGUAUGUUUUAACUACCAACAACUUGCAAUUAGGCUUACAGUCUAUGAUGUGUAAUUACUUCAUGCAGUUUUCCUUGCAAGUAGCAGCUGUCCCCAUACCUUCCUGUGUGCCCGGAGUGCCGCCCGCUGCAGCCCGGCUGGCUCAGUGCACACAGCAGCCUUCCGUCAGCAUCCUGGGGAAGGCAGAAGCUCCCAUGGUAGUGAAGGCGUUGUUGCCUGCAGAGCUCUGAAUGAAACAGACAAAAUAACUGAGGCUGAGGACUCACUGCUGGCACAAUGUUCUGAAAAGCAAGGGAUGGCCUUGCACACAGCCUGCUUCCUUUGUGCCGUUCCCGUUUCUGCAGGGUUAGGAAGGCCUUUGCCUCAAGUUGUGUGUGAGCAGUAUGGCUCAGCCAUUAUUACUAUCCCUGCAUUUCUUUCUUUCUUCAUCUUCUUAGAGUGAAAUACUGCCAACCGUCUUCUCUGAAGUUUUGCAUUGUGUUGGAGACACUGUUUUUCAGAAACGGGCUUGACAUCAUCCCCGAUCUUAUGUUUUUUCCUUUUUUCUAAAGCUGCUUUUAGGAGUAUUUGUGCUAUCUGCCAAAUUAGACCCUCACAAGACAGAAGGACGAGCCCAGCUGGGGAACUCAUUAAAGCCAUUGCUGCUCUCAGCUCUUGGGCCGCACUCUUCCUUCUCUGGUAGGGAAGGAAGCGUUUCCUGCAGUACCUGCCGUGCUUGGAGCACCGCUCCGUGGUGCCGUGCAGGUCACUGUGCGGCCCUGCAGCAGGCAGCUGCUGCUUUGUCCUUCCCACCCUGCUCGGGUCACAGCGUGCCUCCUGCCGUGCUGCUGCAGCGCUGUGCUCUGCAGCUGGUUUAGCUGAGACCUUGCUUAGAAAAGGUUGAGGUGGUGUGAGUGCCGGUGCUGAAGCAGGGAGGGAAUAGGAAGGUGCUGGUAGAGGACUUCUUUGCUCUCCCUGUUCCUCAGCUUGCUCGGCUUUGUGCUGCCCUGGAUGUGAGAUGAGGGAGGGGCAGCGGAGUGCAGCCCUGAGCUCACAGUGGCCGCGCCUGGCUGAGCAAUUCACAGGGAAACUGUCUGAAGUUUAUAAAGAAUAUGGAAACUUGGCAUAGUGGUGGGUGCUGUGGGUUUGUUUUGGAGGGAAGGGCUUUUCACAGCAAAGCUCACAAGAAAUGCGAGUGCUGUUGAUCAGCAUCUGAGAGCUUGCAUCUAACAUGGGGGUAAGCAUGAAGGCCGAAGGUGGACAAAGCUGUAAGAAGUAUGAGGCUAAUCCCCAUCCAUUUCCUGAAGACCAACUUAAGCAGAGGUAGGGUGGUGAGUAGGUACUUACAGUGACUUGAAGUGUGGUGGUACGCAGCUCAAGGUAUGGAAGGAGCCGCGUGGGAUGGCACUGUCAGCUUAGUGACAGUGGGUUUCCAGGGCCCUGGGAUCUGUCAGAACACUGUGGAGUUAAGUGACUCUUUAACAAAGCCAUACAGAACGCUGUGUGAAAGCACAACUGCCUUUUCCAGUGCUGCUGCUGGGGCUUAGUGCUGGAAGUGCUGCUCCUCGUGGCUCAGCUCCGCAGCCACUAACAGAACAGGGGUCAUUGCUCUGCCACCCGGCAUCGUGCAGUGACUCAGCUUCUGGCAGGAGGAACUUAUUUCAGACUCCAUUUUGCAUGACUAGAUACUUAUUUUCAAAACUAGGAGCAAUCUAAGGAAUUAAAACAUUAAAUUGUUACUACGUGCAUAGUAAGUAUUUUAGAAUUAUAGUGCUUUGAAAGCUCAGAUUUUACUUUGCAAAUUCUGAAAAAUAAAUGUCUGCCUUUUUGGCUUAAUAGAAUUAUUUGAAUAGAUGAAUGAAAACAAAUCUCUUACAGGAGGUGCCAAAGUGCCUUAAGAACUUGUGGUGUGAAGGGCAACAACCUGUGCUGGGUCGGAAACUGCCGAGGUGUAAAACCACUUAAGAGCAGUCAUUCACUUCUGUUCUGGGGUGGAAAGAGUUGGCAUUAUUGUGCCAGAAACCUUUAUAAUUAGGAUUGAUGGUGAGUGAUAGGUGAGAGAUGGCCCGGGGGGCUCAGGUGAAGGUCACCCAGUUCCAUUUUAGUGCAGUCAGUGGCAGAGGCUGGCAAAGCCAGGAUGGAGCAGCACAUCGCUCACAUGGCACCAGGCUUGAGCUGCUGAUGAGCAGCAUGUAAAUGGGGGUUUAAGAACAUGGAUAAAUUCCUGAGGGAUUUGUGUAGUCUGAUACUGCUUUGCAGAGGAGUUGUGAUAGAAGACUUAGUAACAGAAGUCUACCUGGUGGCACCAGGUCCAGUCAAAUGGAAUGCUGUUCAGAGAAAAUGAGUUCUCAAGUAUUGUGCUGUUAGGAACUUUGAGGCAGACCCAAAUUCACACUGCUGGGAAUUGAGUUGCAUGUGCCACUUAGCAAAUGUAACAUUCUCUUGCUGCUCAUUCUUCUGCUGUCGGUUUUGUAACAUGAGGUGUAAGGAAAUAGGCAGUGCUGAUGGCUGUGUGCUGCAGCUAUGUGUGGUCUUUGGCUUUUCUUGACAAAAAGAUGACGUAAGGUAAAUGUGAGCUCAUCUCGUACUGCAUGACUUGGGCAGGUCUCUGAGCACAGCUGACGGGGCGUUCAGCAGUCGCAUGUGUGGUGGCUGUGCUGAGAAGGGCCCAGUGUCUCUGCAGGGAGUGCCUGCAUUGUGCCACAGGUGAUUCGGGAUGCAGAGGUACGUGUUUGUCUUCUGUCCUCCUGUGUGGCACGAAGAAGCAGCCGUGUUCUUACAGCCUGUGAUCUCUGUGUAGUUUGAAAAGCAGCUGGAGAUUGGAGAGUGGGAUUUCUUCUUUUUAAUUUUUCACAAAUCUAAAAUAGAAGCAGCUCUCUGCUUUCAGCUGCUUCGGGAGUUGUGUUUUUGUAGGUUGAGGUCCAUUAAAAUGAGGGGAAUGUAAAUAUGCACAUUUCUUUUAAAAGUGGGUGCUGAUUCUCAAGGUUAGUACUAGUGCUUGAAUGAAUACUAUGCUUAUUUAUCUUAAGAAAUGUUAGGAAUAGGCGGAACAGGGUAUCAAAGACUUCUGUUACCCCUAAUUGUUCACGGCUGGGGGAUGAGAGUACGUCCAGUGUUAGAAAAUGGCACAGCUGAAUGUCACUGAAUCUGAAACUGCCUACUUUUGUCCCUUCCUCGAGUCUUUGUUCUUAGGAAAGUGUUCUGUAGCUGCUCCCAACCUGGUUGGCCAACUGCAUCACAGUACUGUUGUUUUGCAUACAGCAGUCUAAAAAAUAAGUUCAAGUUAUUUGCAUUGUAACAUGAUGGAUGUCAGCACGUUGUGGAAAUAUCUGCAGUCGAGCUAAAUGCAGGCUGAGCGAAGAGGCUGAAGGUCUUUCCAGAUCAGCUGCUCUGGGAGCCUUGCUUUCCUCUCCAGACUGCAGGCUGCAUUAUUCAGUAUUUCAGAGCGAUUAUCUCUGACUGUGCCCUUGGAAUCUUGUUUCCACAGCAACGCGAAGCUGCUGACAAAACAUCCCUUUUAAACUUCAGAUGGGUCAGUUCUGAGCUGUAAUCGUGGUGUCGGCCCGCAGCGCUUCGUGCCUCUGUGUGCUGCGAGUGGCUGCAGGGCAGCACCGGGCUGUGACCCCACAGUGCAGCCGCGGGGCGAGCAGAGGAGGCGGUUGUUUGUCAGCGUCUGUGUGAAGAAACAGCCCUCUGUGGGAUGUGGCUGUGGCCAGGAGCUGGCUCCUUUCUCCCAGCAGCUGCGGCGUGCUCUCACUUGUUCCAGCUCCGAAAUGAAACGUGUGAAGAAAAGAAAUGGGUGGCAGAGCGUGCGGCAGCCUCUGUGUUCUGCCUACGAUAAUGUCAACAAAGUUCGAGUUGCUAUAAAGAAAAUCAGUCCUUUUGAGCAUCAGACAUACUGCCAGAGAACUCUGAGAGAGAUAAAGAUCUUACUGCGCUUCAGGCAUGAGAAUAUUAUCGGAAUAAAUGAUAUUAUCAGAGCUCCAACCAUUGAACAAAUGAAAGACGUAUACAUUGUGCAAGACCUUAUGGAAACAGAUCUUUACAAGCUCUUAAAGACUCAACACCUCAGCAACGACCACAUUUGUUAUUUCCUUUACCAGAUUCUGAGAGGGUUGAAAUAUAUCCAUUCAGCCAAUGUGCUUCAUCGUGACCUCAAACCUUCGAAUUUGCUGCUCAAUACCACUUGUGAUCUCAAGAUUUGUGACUUUGGACUGGCUCGUGUUGCAGAUCCUGACCAUGAUCACACAGGAUUCCUGACAGAGUAUGUGGCCACACGUUGGUACAGGGCUCCUGAAAUCAUGCUGAAUUCUAAGGGUUACACCAAGUCUAUUGACAUCUGGUCAGUAGGCUGUAUUCUGGCAGAGAUGCUCUCCAACAGACCCAUCUUUCCAGGAAAACACUACCUUGACCAACUUAACCAUAUCCUUGGUAUACUUGGAUCCCCUUCCCAAGAAGAUUUGAAUUGUAUAAUAAAUUUAAAAGCCAGAAACUAUUUGCUUUCCCUACCACACAAAAAUAAGGUACCAUGGAACAGGCUGUUUCCGAAUGCUGACCCCAAAGCACUUGAUUUGUUGGAUAAAAUGUUGACCUUUAAUCCUCAUAAGCGAAUUGAAGUGGAACAAGCUUUAGCCCAUCCCUAUCUGGAACAGUAUUAUGAUCCAAGUGAUGAGCCUGUAGCUGAAGCACCCUUCAAGUUUGAUAUGGAAUUGGAUGACUUGCCGAAGGAAAAGCUGAAAGAACUGAUUUUUGAGGAAACUGCUAGAUUCCAGCCAGGAUAUCGAUCUUAAAUUGUGCAUAGGACAAGGACUUAAAGGACUGGGCAUGCUCAAACGUUGCUGUUCCUCUUCCCAGUUCUUUACUGUUGGUCAUGUCUUGUGGCCUCUCUCAGCUUAUCCACUAACUCCUUUGAGCCAUUCAGGAGGGCAGUUCCUGGUAGUUUUGGCUUUUCAUGCUUUCAAUGAAUCUUUUAAGCCUGAAGAAUUGUAAUUGACACUCCUAUGCGUAAUGCCCGUUGUUGACCUGUUGCAGUACUGUACUGUAAGUGCACCUACUGCUGGCCGUGUUUUAACUGCUUGCUUUCUGGUUUGAGAGAUGCAGUGGUUCCUUUCACUCCUGGAUUAAUAUCCAAGAAGAUAAUUCAUUAACUGAUGCGAAGUUUACACCAUGAACUAUGUUUUUCUGACUUUACUGAAGUCGCUGGCAUUUUUUUUAGAAAAGCUACUAUUCAGGGCACUUUAAGUCAGUGACAUCCCAGAUUUUUUUUGCACUUCCUUUUUAAAUAGAAAUGGUUAGCAUCCAGUGAGUGGGGUUUUACCAUUAUGCUCUGGAUUACAGCAUAAAUCGUGUUCGUGUUAAUCUUGCUUAUGCACUUGUUUGGGUGUCCUGUGCUGUACAUACAGGUAUUCUAUACAGUGUAAUAGCCACAUAGGAACCCAUCUUAAUUGAAUUCAUCUAAGAAACGUUUUACCAUGCAUUGACAAAAUUUGUACCUUUUUUUUCCCUGCCUUUUUCAAAAGAGAUCAUUUUAAGUUUAACCAUGCUGGGAGGGGUAGUACUUCCAAAGUUCAUACCUUGUGGUCGUGUUUAUAAGGCUUGUGCAAGGAGAAUGAGUGGCAGCUUGCUGUCUUACUUAUUCCCUGUGUGAUGGGAGAUUAACAAAGAACAUAAUGGCACGAUGACCUAAUGGUGAAUGCUUUUCUUUGUGGAAGGCAUCCGAAUGUGGUAAGUGAGAAACCCAGAUAUGAUGUUAGUAAACUCAGCCUGCAAACUUCAUACCAAUGAAAUGUUUCAAGUGAGAAUUGGUUUUACAUUUGAAUCUAAUCACUGACAUUCAGAAUUCUCGCAGAGAGGAACACUGCAUCUUUAAAUGAGAAAGUUUGAAUUUCCUUUUGCUCCUACAGCAUGUCAGCAUCUCAAGUUCAUUUCUUGCAACCUACACUAUGGUGAUUUGUAAUCAAGCCUCCAUGAGCUCGUGACAUAAAGUACUGUUCUGUUGUCAAGUACUAUCAAACUUUUCUGAUAAUGCUGAGUUAGGACAACCAAACAAAGCUAGCACUAAAUAAUGUUUAAAAUUGUAUACCUUUUAAUGAUCUUUUCAAGUAUUUGUUACUGAAAUUGUAUAAUGUGGAGUUUACUAGGUGUUAUGUUCCAGUGCAGUGCCUCCUUUUCUUUCCCCACUGCUCUCUGUGGUGAGAAAUUUGCCUUGUUUAAAAUGAUUACUGUGCCCUCGCAUGACUGUUAAAGCUUUCUGUGCAAAGAUGAUUGUUUAAGUGCCACAUGCCUAUGAUUGAGAGAAAAAAAUCUAUUGUUACCUCUGAGUUGUGUUCAACUGAAAUGCUAUUCAACAAAUAACUUAGGAAAAAUAGUUCUAUUUUUAGCUUUUCAUAUCUCUGCUGUCUUCUCAAUUUAUUUUGGCAGCAGUGAAGAAUGGAUUGUAUAGACUGCUUGCUAAUAUGAACAAAAUGCACUUGUAAUUCCUGGAAAUAAAUUUAAAUCUUAUAUCUUCACAUUAACAUAAAGAAUUAGUUUUUGGUUUCCUCUUGGGUAACGUGUUUGAAUGGAAAUCAGAUUCAGUUGCUACUGCAGUAUUACAAGGAUGCUUGCUGGUUAGCGAAUCCAGGCUUCCUCAUUCCACUUAGUCUGCUUUUCAAAAAAAAAAGAAAGCCAUUAACUUAGAUUUCAAUAGGCAAGGGUGCUUACAAGAUUCCACUUCAGAUUUUUUCUUCAAGUUUGAGUCUUAGUCGACCAAAACUAAUUUUUAAUAAGCAGUGGUUCAUUUUAAGGGGCAUUUUCAGUUAGGAAGUUCUUGUGGUACAUACAUCUCUACUGUGUGGAACAAAAGGAGCAUAGUCAGGACACUGCACAAGUGAUCGUGGAAUCGUGAUAUGGAGCCUGUGCUGCAAAAAGUUUCUAUAGAAAUUAUGCACUUGACUGUUGAAACUUGUGUGGAAAUUUUUUCUGAUGUUUCUACACAUCUUUACCAAAAUGCUUUCCUCACGCAGUUCUGAGAAGCUGAAAUAUUUCUAGAAUCUCUGCUACUUGUACCAUCGUCAUCAUUACAGGAAUCAUGGUUGGAAAGAUGACUGUUACUGAAAUUGGUUUGUAACACCUCAAUCCGAAUUUAUUAAGGAAGAAUUUUGGCAGCUUAUUUCAUCCUUUUCCCAAUUCUUUUUUUAAUACUUUAAUUUUGGGUUUCUGGAGAGGUGUAAACGUACCCUUGCAAUCUGUCUCUCAGAACGACAAGCCAAGGGUUUGCUUUACCUAACAUGUGGUGCUUUCAGGCUUUCUUCCUUAGCUGUCCUCACUGAACCAAAUUGGAGUCCAUCGGUACCAAUAACUGCAUCCACCAGUCUUCUGCUGAACGCAGUAAACGUUGUUAAGCUGAGUGUUACGUUGUCAAGUGCAGAAGCAUGACUUUUUCUUUUGUCGGAUAUUGAAAAUGUUUAAAAGAAGGUGCCUGUAACACUGUUAGGUCGGCUAUUGCUCCAUUUUACGUUUUUUUUUCCCCCUCUUUUACCUAGUUUUUGUAUAUGUAGAGCAGAGACCUGAAACUUGGUUUUGAAGUAAUAUAUAUUUAAUGGUAAAGAUGUUUGGGAAAUAAGGAGUGUAAACAGUUGACUGUCUAAACAUUGCAACUGUACUGCGGAAGAAAAAUAGGCGAACUUAAACUUCUCUUGAAUGCUUUGGCAAAGGAAGCAUCUUCUGCUAUCCUGACUUCCCCAGAAUCUUCCUCACCACUAUCACACGUACGAGUCUGAGGCGUACAGCGCCCUGCCUGGCUGAGCAGCGUGCUGCGCUGUGACAUUUCAGCAGUAGCAGAUGGUGACGUGACUCAGCAGUGGCCAAGUGCAACCCAAGGAGUUGAGCAUGGCUUUCUUUACAGAAUGGGGAAAAAGAAAAACUUGUUGCUGCCCAUUGUAAUACGCUAUGAUAUAUUUAUACCAUGUCAAAGUUGUUUGCUGAGCAACUGUACUAUAGAUUUAAACUUUAUUAAUAUAUAUUUGCUUAUGUUAGUGUAGUUUCUAUAGCCCUUGGUUACUGAUGAAUUUGUGUUGUUACAGCACUGUGAUAUGGUAUAAAUAUAGGCCUAUACACACAACAUACUCAUGAAUUUGGUCCCUUGCACAGUACUUUUAUAUUUGUACAGCGAUGUCUUCAAGCAAUCCCAGAUUUUAGGGGAAGUAUUUUUGUAAAUGCAGUGGUUUAAACAAAAAAUCCAAACAGUCCUUUUACUAAGUUUAAAAUGAGUUUGUGGUUCAAAAUGGUUUCGUUAAUGACUGAAAUCAAGACACUAAAUUAGUGAAAAGUGCACAUUAGUAAAGUGAAGCAUACCAUGGUUUUCUGUAGCAUGUGCUGUGAUCAAGCUAGGGGAAGCAUUGGAUGAAAUGCAAAAGUUGGACUACCUUUGUAAAUCUAGAACAAACGUCUGAAGGUUGCAGCUGGAUUACUUACUAUUGUUGCCUUUUCUUGUGUUGUAUCAGUGUAGAGCACUCUUAAAUACUCAAACUGCUUUGUCUUUGCUUUGUACUGUUGGUGCCUUCUUAGUCACGUACCCCACAUGUCCUGCAUAGCUAAUUUAGUUAAUGGUAAGUUUAAAAUAAAAUAAAGGAAGAUUUUAUAUAUUAAAAAAAAAAAACACCUUUAAAACUUCAUUUUCUGUAUGUUCUUAUUCAUUGUAACAAUUAAACAUUUAUAUUGUGACAGAUUUGUGAUUUGGUUAAUCUGUAUAGAUCAGUUGUAAGUAGCAAAGGUUUAUAUUUGUCUUAUUCUUUUAAUGUUGUAAACGUAUGUGAUUUUCUUCUUUAAAUCAGGUAACUUAAUGUUCUGUUUCGUUUUUGGCAUCUGAAUCUUGUAAAAACAAAUGCAAAGAAAAUCAUUAAAUUGUGUCCCUGUAUUACCAAA